AUGUCUUCAAGCCCGCACAACUUAAACCGAAAGAGGCCCGCAGAUUCCGAAAUCGAAGGCACUGAACCAGACGAAUCUCCAGAUGAUCACGAUAGAACGGAAGAUCUUAAAAUAAAAACCGUGGAUGAAAUUUUACAAGAAAAACGUAGACGGAUAGAAAAGGAAGAUGAAGGCGAAGGGGGAGCAUCACAAGGAAAUUCGAGAACUGCUAGUCCAUCGGCUUCAGGUGGAAGGCGAGAAUCGAGAACGUCUUCGAAACAUGGUUCUCCAACUCAGGAAGGAGGAAGUGAAAUUAUUUAUCAGAUGAGUCCUGAACCGCAAAGCUUGUCUCCAAGUAAGUAAUUAGAAAUGUGUGGAAAAUGUGAUAAGUAGAACAUGAUUGUGCAGGUGGGUGUCCCGAGUGGGUGUAGUCCGCAGUAGGACUGUUGUAGACAGUGACUUAUGUUUCGACAAAUCUGUGCAGUAGUCAUCGUCAGACUGAGGCCCUUUUCAAACGUUGCACUACUGCCGUGUUGUACUCAAAUUAAUUUGACCUGGCAGUUGCACGGCAAUAGCACGGGAGUGGUUUCAAACGUCAAAUGUAAUUCAGUCACUCCAAACUCAAAAGAAGAAAAACAUCGCAGUCAGGCGCAGGAGAAUCAAAACACUUAAACAUAUACAUUUUCAUAAUUUAUGAAGUGAGUUUGACAUGGCAAUAGCGCGACAUUUGAAACCGAGCCGUGCCAUUGCUGUGUAGCUCGGCAGAUCCUGUCUAAUUUAAUUGCCGUGCCAAACUAAAAUUAAUUCAAGUUGCUGAACAGAGUGAGUUUAAUGAUUUUUUCAUUCACAGCAUCAUCUACAAAUGGUACUCCAAUAAAGGCCAAAGGGCAGAUGUCUCAAGAUGAUGAACCAGCAGGACUUCGCAUCAGACAAGGCCGGAAAACAACAGAGGAAGAAGAAGGAGAGAUUGUUAGUGAUCUUUCGGACUCUGAGAGUAAAAAAGUUGAAAAACGGAGAAGACAUUCUUCAUCAAAAAGCCAUGACACUGAAGAGGUUGGUGUCAUAAGAGAUUCUCUCAGUGAGCAGUCAGAUUCAGAGAACAAAAGGGCUGAGAAGAGAAGAAAGCAUUCUUCUUCAAGAACUGCUGAUACUGAUGACAGGCAAAGAGAAAAAGACAACAUCAGUGAUCCCUCAGAUCCUGAGGAUGUGAAACGUGAUCAGAAGAUAAAGUAUUCCUCUCCAAAACACCCUGAUUCUGAUUUAAAAGCUUCCAGACCAUCAGAACAAGCAAGGAAGGAUAAAGGUAAUUAUAUAAAAAUUAUGCAAUCUUGCAACCAGGUAUAUUAUGUGAUUGUGUGAACUUGCAAUAAAAUAAAUGAUACAUGUAUGCCCUCAAAGUGGUUUUAUAAACUCAGAUGAAAUGGUCAGGUUUGAAUCCUGGUCAAACCUACUUUUUUUUGUUUUGUUUUUAAAAUGCUUAGGUUGGACAUGUGAAAGUCAUUUCCACAUUCAUCAUUUGCAGCAUCUUGCCUUGUUUUGCACCCACUACUCCCCUCCCCUCUUACCCAUAAUUUUACUUAAUAAUAAUUUUUCAAUUUCUCCUGGAUUUAACAGUCACUUCAAGAGGAAUUGAAGAUAAUGCUUAUGCAACUUGGGUAUCAACAAGGUGUAUAUUAGGCCAUUUGCACUAAGAGGUCAUGUGACAUUGUUUUUAUGAAAAUGAAAGUUAUAUGAUUUUGCUUUCGAAAAACAAUUAGUAGGUCAUAUCUUAAACAAAAUAGUAGUGAUUUGGUUUAUCAAACCCACACCAUUUUCUUAAAAUGAGUAAGCUCGUAGCUGGUCACGUGACCAAAAUGUGAUUUUUAAAAUUAUAAAUUGCAUCUAUCUGAACACAAAUUUUGCUCUUAAACUUCAAGGAAAAUGUUGAAAAGAUGAUGUGAUAAUGUUUACAGCACAUUUGAACAUAACUAUCAAACGUUUAACAAGAUAUAAACAAAAAAGAGUUUUGGCAGCCAUGUGGGAGGGCAAGAGUAUGCCCUUCAACAUGGCGGCCAAUACAAAUCAUACUUCUCUGCUGAAAAAUCAAAGUGACAUAGAAUAUUUCCCUUAAAUGCAUUUCCUCUCAAAUUUUGGGUGUAAGAUAAUUUUUAUAUGCUCUGUCAGCAAGAUUCCAACUCACUGUUUAAAGCAUUGAUCACGUGGCCUCUUAGUGCAAGUGGCCUAUUGGCAACAUGAGAAUGUUGAUUCAUAUGGAGUUAUCUUAACCCUUUAAGCCCCAAUAUCCACAUACAAAUUCUCCAAACUGAUCUCUAUACAUUUCCUUAAAGAAUGAGUUGAGAGAAUUUGAUAAAAGAUCGAAGUAUUUUCUCUUAGGUGAUCAUUUAAUUAAUUCUCAUAACCUCAUCUGAUGAUAAUGUAUGGAUGUCGUUAGGAGAAAAUUGCUGUUGGUCACUAUUGGGACUUAAAGGGUUAAUAUUGUGGUUUUGUUCACUGGUUUGUAGGUUCCAUGGUGACAACAAAGUCAAAUGAAGAGUCAAGUGAAGAAGACAGUAGUAGUGAGGAAGAGAGUGAUGAGGACACAGAAACAGCGGCUGCCACCAAGAGGGUACAAAAAGAAACAAAGGAAGUAGCCGAUGAGAAGAAAGUGAGCAGUGAAUCAGAGUCUGAAAGUGAUGAUAGCAGUAGUGAUGAUGAUGAUGAUGAUGAUGAUGACGAUGACAAUGAUGAUGGAGAGGUGGAAGAAAAGAAGGAGAGCAGCAGCAGGAUCAAAGAGCAGAAGGCAGCAAGCGUUAAGUCAAGUGAAAGCAAGGAUGUUGGGCAAAAGGUUACUGCAAAGACCAAUAAGGAAAGUUCAAGUGAGGAGGAAGAAAGCAGUGAAGAAGAAAGUGAUGAGGAAGGUGAUAGUGAAACAUCAGAAGAAAGUGAAGAAGAGGAAAAGGAAACGAGAUCUGCACCAAAGACUGAGAAAGCGGCUGAAAAAGACAAAGAGGGUGAGAUUGAAAUAGAGGAUCUCCAUUCAGAGUUGCAGCAGCUUAAGCGACAAAGACCAACUGAUGACAAAUACAAGCAGAAAACUAAGACAGAGCGCCAUCAUCGCCGUGAUGAAAGUUCAUACAGGAGAAGGGAGCAGGAGUCACUACAUACAAGGGGUUAUACAGGGAGGAAAGUUUCUGAUAAGGAGAAGGACUUGAAGUAUGAAAGUCAUAGAGAAAGAAGUCAUCGGAAUGACGACAGUAAAAGUAGGUCCUAUGAGAAAAGCAGUUCUGAGGACAGAAGUCGUGAUAAACACAAGUCAAGUGGUAAUGCUAAGGAUGUAUCUAAAAUGAAAUUAGACAGAACAGGUUCAAGAGAGAAAUAUUCUGAAGUGGAUGUGGAUAAACGAAGGAAGAGUUCAAGAAAAGAUUCAGGCAAGACCAAAUCUCCCGAGGAAGCAUCUAGAACUGCAUCUAAAGGUAAAGAUCGGAAAGAACGCGGUGAAAGUAGGAAGAAAGCCACUUCAGAGAAAGUUGAUAAAGACAACAGAGGCAGUAAUGAUGUGUCCUCUAGCAAAUCAAAGAAAGAUGAAGGGCCAUCAGUGAUCCUGACUGAACGUGAGAGGCGGCAGUUCUCCAAUGAAAUUGUGGACAUUGACAGCGAGGGUAGCAGUGAUGAAGGUGAGGCUGUUGCACCCCAUUCAGAUGCAGAAAUGAAACAGGAUCAGCUUUCUGAUGGUGAGGAGGAGAAGAAAGAAGAGGCCAAACUUCCACCUUAUUAUCCUGCUGUUCGUGGCUGCAGAAAUGUUGAGGAGUUUCAGUGGCUGAACAGAAUUGAAGAGGGAACGUAUGGGGUGGUCUACAGAGCAAAGGAUAAAAGAACAGGUUGGGUUAUUAAUUUUCCUUCAUUCCUGUUGUAAUUGGGUGAUUUAUGAUUGUUGGUGGCGAGGUAUAUGUACAUGUAGUGGAUUGCAUUAACUAAUUGAACUCAUUGAGAAUAAGGAUGAAAGUGAAAUGAAAUGAAUUCCCGUUUUUUCAAUCUUUGCUGCGUUUAUUCCAGUUUGCUGAAAAUGGCAAGUGUAGGCGAAUUUCCCUGGAGUUGAUUUCUUGAGGACCGCUCUCAAGUUUAGAGAGAGAAAAAGAGAUUCGUAGUCGCUUGUUUACAUCCUCCAUAAAACUUACAAUUGGGCAUUUUCACGUCGUAGUCGUGCAAGGACGGUAAAGAAAUGUGCAAAAAGGCGUGUUGUUUUGAGUAAUAAACCUAUUGUUUUUUUGAUGUCCUAGUUGCUGUUGUGUUGCUAAAGCUCCCUAUUGUCUUGUCCUGAGGGGCUUCUUGUAUUGGUGCAACAAUGUACACUAUUCUCAAAUUUGUUUUAUUUCAAGGUGAUAUAGUUGCAUUGAAGAAACUAAAGAUGGAAAGAGAAAAGGAAGGAUUUCCUAUUACGUCUUUGCGUGAAAUCAAUACCCUUCUGAAAGCACAGCAUCCUAACAUUGUGACUGUUAGAGUAAGUGCCCUGUUAAUGCUAUUGUGAUUUGUCAUUUUUUCAGUUUCAAGUGUAAUUGUACUUCUGUUUUUUAGUCUAACAAUAACACUUUAUCCGGGAAUUGUUCCCCUAAGCAGCUGUCCUUUUUCUCAUCACAUGAUGUUCCUCCCCAAAGGAAUGGUUGAGGUCAAGCAAACUACAUUCCUUUGCCAUUGUUUCAUCAAUUUACUGAAGUGAACAAUCAUCUAUCAGCAAAUUGGGAGUGAUGCUUGUGACAAUUAAAAAAGAAAAAAAUUUCCGUGGCGUGACAAAUAACAGCUUCAUAGGAUACAACGAGACACCAAUAUUAAGAUGGCACAAUGUAAAAUGCAGGUUGUGAUUAGAUGGCAUUUAAAAGGAUAAUAAUAAUUGGUUGGAGACACUUCUGAAAAAAUGGAACUGUAAUAAUGGUUAAACUUGGAAAGCAGUCUUGUUCAAAUGUGACUAGCGGCAUCUUUGAGCAAGAAUUGUGCGACAAGACUUGGAACAGCCGUAUAGGAGGCUGCUUGUGUUUGCUGAUAAACAUAUUGUAGAAAUUGCAGGCAUUGUUGUAUGUUUGCAGUGUACAUUUUCUGUUUCAUUACUUUUGUGAGGUGUGGCACAAGUUUGCAAAGUUUAAUGUGGUGGCAAAUAUACUGCUUCCGUAAUUUGAAAUAAAAUGAUAUUCUCAUCAUGUCUUGCUUCUGCAGGAAAUAGUGGUGGGCAGCAAUAUGGACAAAAUAUACAUUGUUAUGGACUAUGUUGAGCAUGACCUGAAGGUUCUUAUGGAACACAUGACACAAGGCUUUAGAAUUGGUGAGUGAGCAUUCCUAGAACAACAAUACUGAAACGGUCACAAGUGUCCAUUUUCUUGGAAACCCUUUGAUUAUCUACGUAGCAUGUGGAAUAGUAUAUCUGUUAAAAGCCUGCCUUCUGGGUGGGUCGCAGUUAAUUGAGUACCAAAAUUUUUGACCGUCCAUAAAAGAACAGUUUAAUUCUCUAGCAAUAAUUGGUUGCAUAGUGUUACAGAGACAUCCAUGAACUUUCUCAGUGUUUUAAAAGAAUUAUUAAAUGUUAAAGAGCUUGACUACUGACAGGUUCCAAUGUUGAUCUCUCAGUUUACUCCUCUAGCAGUUAUUGUUUGCAUAGUGUUACAGACUGACAUCCAUGAACUUUCUCAGUGUUUUAAAAGAAUUAUUAAAUGUUAAAGAGCUUGACUACCGAUAGGUUCCCAUGUUCAUCUCUCAUUUUAAUUUUUAUUGUUAUCUAGGUGAAGUCAAGACAUUGAUGAUUCAACUUCUAAGAGCCGUUGUGCAUCUCCAUGACAACUGGAUUCUUCACCGGGAUCUCAAAGCCUCUAACUUACUCCUCAGCAACAAGGGAAUUCUUAAGGUUCGUUUGAUUAAUGAAAUAAUAAGUGUAUAAAAAAGAACUCUACUUUGGUCGCAAGUUGUCCAUAAUACCUAACUCCUGAAGGAGACAAGGCUGUGUCCGUAGAAACAUUGCUAAAGCUGUUAAGUGCACUUCCUUUAUAAGCAGUGCACUACUUUGUUUUAAUUAUUAUCAUUAUCAUUGUUAUUAUUAUUAUUUUCAGUAGAGUUCAAUAAGCUUGAAACUUGACUUAACAAAAACACUUAUUGUUCCUUUGGAAUUAAUUUGAUGACAGGUUGGUGAUUUUGGACUGGCAAGAGAGUAUGGCUCUCCUCUUAAGAGCUAUACACCUAUCGUUGUGACACUGUGGUACAGGGCACCUGAAUUACUGCUUGGCACCAAGGUACAUUGUACUGUAUAAUUUAGUCAUAGACAACAUUGCCUAUUUCUUUUGAAGAAGCCUCUAAAUUCUUCUUCAUAUUCCAGGUGCAGAUCCAGACAAUAAUAAAUUGUCCUCUUUUUAAUUAUUGAGGUAGAGAAGGCCAGCUUUUAUUAUUUAGCAAAAUCCAGGGUGUGUUCUGUUAUCAAUGCUGCAUUCUGAUUGGUUGAGCUACUACUACGCUAUAUGUUAUACCCCACUAGUAGCGAAAAGCGCCGGCUUUGAAAACCAAAACAAUGGCAGCUGAAUCACGUUUUGCUAGCUGAAGUUGUUUUGUCUCGAUAUUUUUGACCGACUAGUUGGAUUUUACUAAAACAAUAAAAAAUUAUUCCUCUCGCCCUCAUGGCCUCUGGGUCAAUAGCCCUAUUGACUCAGAGCCCAUUCAGGCUGGAGGAAUAAUAUGAUAAAUAAAUAUACUAUUAAUUUUAGGAAGAAUAUUUGUUGUUUACAGAACUCUGAGUGCAUGUCUGUCCAGAAAUAAAGGCUUUUGAAAAACUGAUCUUACUUAGAAGUUUUUACAUUUUUAACACAAUGUCAUAUAAAUGGAAGAGAGAUGUGGCCUUCUCAAUCUCCCUCCCCCCGCCCCCACCCCCCGACGAAAAAAAAAUUCCAUCCAUGCGUACUACAGUUCAAGUUGACACAAAAUGCUUUCUCUUUAGCUCCAACCUUAGAUCGUGAAUCACAAUAUUAUUCCAACAAGUUAUAUUUGCCACCAUUCUUCUUAGUUAAAAUAAAAUACAACUCCGGGUAGUCAAAAGUAAAAAGUUACACCCAAAUGGUAGAACUUAAUGGUAUUCUAGACAUGCAAGGAAAAUUCACUUACGGUAAUCUCUUAUGAUUUUAUGGGAAAACAUGCCUUUUUGACGGCCAGUAAACAAUGUCUGGCUAGAAGCCUGCUGGUAUUGGAACUCACUGAAUACAAGAUUCACCCAACAAUGUUACAAGUAUGUGGAGGACUUCAUGUAUGUGUACUCCCCACCCUGGUAAUCCAACAGAGGUUGCCCCAGUCCACUGAAGGCGUCAGUUUGGGUUGGACACCCUGUUCAUCUGCACAGCAAAUCAUAUAUCGCUGUCCUAUGAUUAUUCACUGUUUAGUGAUUACAAAAUUCUUUGUUGUUAUAGGAAUACUCAACUCCCAUUGAUCUGUGGUCUGUUGGUUGUAUAUUUGCGGAGUUGUUGACGAUGAAGCCACUUUUCCCGGGCAAGUCGGAGAUAGAUCAGAUCAACAGAAUAUUUAAAGUAAGACUUUGUAUUAGCAUUGCAUAGAUGAAAAUUUGUUUAUUAUUUAUUCAAAAUGUUUCUCCGCUUCUGAUUGGCUCAAAUCCCCCGGCUGAUUCUUCAUAACCAGCUGUGUUUCGGGUAAAUCGUCGCUAUUAGAGUCAAGCCACUUUGCAAUACAAAUUUCCUAGCGUCAACGCAUAAUAAAAAAGAAAAGGCAUCACUUAAUGUUGACGUGCGUCGCUCAAAAACGCCUUUUCUUAAGCUCCCUGUUAUCUUUUUUUUUUUUCAGGAACUUGGAACUCCCAGUGACAAAAUUUGGCCUGGACCUCCAUCUUACUCUGAACUUCCAGCUGUUAAAAAGGUUAAGAGAUUUCAUUGGUUUUCAUCCAGAGACUCAAACUUGUAUAGUUUGAGUCAGUGUUAACUCAGUCGUAGAGCGUUUGACUGCACAGCGAGGGGUUACGGGUUCGAUUCCCGGGGCCGGACCAACACUCAGGGUCUUAAAAUAACUGAGAAAUGAACACAGUUGUAAUGCCUUUGCACUGCAAGCAGCUAGACCUUCGCGUGGCUCGGUUCACCACGUAAGUGACGGUCCCGUCUUUAGUAGGACACGUUAGAAUGUUUUCGCCAAUUAGUACUUUCGUGCUUAAUACAUUGACACUCAAAUAAAGUGAUUUUUUCAGUGUCAGAGGAAAGAACCACUCAACGUCGUUUUAUUUGAAUUGGUCGCACUUGAGGAUUUUAUCCACGUGAUCAUACUCUCCCCAGUCCAUCUCUGACAUCCAGUACCAAGAUGGCGGUGGUACACAGGAAAUGCCGAACGUUUGCUCAACACGUUGUUCUUUGCGAUAAUUUGACAACUUUUGCUCUUUCAGAUGACGUUCACAGAGUAUCCUUACAACAACUUAAGAAACAGGUUUGGCACGUAUUUAACAGACAAGGGCUUCAGUUUGUUAAACAAGUAAGUUUCUCUGUGUUAAUUACUUUUAGAAGUUACAUAUAUAAUAUUUGUAACUUUGCAAAUGACAGUCAGCGGGCUGUGUCUCGCAAGUCCCGAUAAUCAGUAGACCUGGAAAGCUGUAGCUGUAGCCUGCGAACCGCAGACGUAUUUCCGGUCGUCACUUCUCUUCCUCCGAAAGCGGGUGAAAGUGGAGCGGAAAAAACCGGAUGCUCUCGCAGGUUAGGAAAGCUGUCAAAACAAACUGGUUUGUUAAGUAGGGCCUACGCUUGGAUUUGAGUAUAUAAUUUCGGGACCCGAAAAUUACCGGGACUUCCAAGAAACGGGUCCCUGGGACCAGGCUCCUUCAUGGGAAAAAAUGACAAAUGAUAGAAAGCAAGAGGCGAACCGAGCGGGAAAAGAGGCGAACCUGACCCCGGGCUUGUCAGACUGUGUGUAGAUGAAAUACAUGUAACUGCAGUGAGUUGGGUUUUCUGUUUUGUAUUUUUAGGUUUCUAACGUAUGACCCCAAGAAAAGGAUAACUGCUGAUAAAGCUCUUGAACAUGAAUAUUUCAGUGUAAGUGCUUUCUGUUGAUUUCUUUGUAUUGCAGCUUCUUGACUAGCAAGGUUGAAGAUUUUAUUUAGUUUCGGGCAGCACUCUUUCUAGGUAUUAAACCUGCGGCUUUUAAUUCACUGGCGAUAUAAUUAAAUUCAUGAAUCACGUCCAACCAUCAUACGACAAAAAGUCACAAAAACACAAAUAAGUAAAAGCUGAACGCUGCAUGUGGGAAGAAUCAUUUUGCGUUUCACGUUGCGUUCCACAGAGAUCGGUGGUGGGGCGAACUUCAAAGCGAGGCAUGAAUAAAUACCAGUUUCCUGCCGAGAAAAAGGCCAGAAAACAAAAAAAAAAACAAUAAAGGGCGGGAGAGGUAGCUAAGAUGGCGUUGAAAACGGAGCAAACUUUGUAAGGGACACUAUUAGCACUGCCCAACUUUGGACGCAAUUAUUAUGCUGGGGACCGUAGUGUACUAAUGUGCUCCAUUUGCGUUUUACCCCUCCCUCCUUAGGAGUCUCCACUACCAGUGGACCCCUCCAUGUUCCCCACGUGGCCUGCCAAGAGUGAGAUGAUGAAAAGGCCCAAAAAGAAGGAUGUGGAACACAGUCCCCAAGCCCCGGAGGGUGGGGCUAUGUUUGCAAAGCUGGUUUGUGAUAAACGCGAGCCCGCAACCGUUGAUGGUCUUUUCAUAAACGCGACGUGCUACUAUUACUAUACUGUUUACUAUGACGAUUUAAGGCAACAAUGUUUAAGAGUUCGAAACGUCGCGGCAACACUGUUGCAACGCUUUCCAUUGCCGUGUGACAAGGCCUGAAAAAGCAGGGAAUGUAAAUUCCAGAUUUUUCUCGUGUUCCCAAAGAAAUAUUUUAAGCGCUUGGUGCUUAGAAACACUGUUGUGGUCGCCGUGUUGCCAAGUUUUUUAAGAGAUACCCUGGAAAUGAGAUCCGCCCUUGAGACAUUUUGCUUACAAAUAAUUUGCUUUCCGGCCGCAAAUAGAAAGAAGGUCCUUUGGGAACACAGUUGAGUAAACAUUCUUAUUUCUACGACAAACAGCAAAAUCAAGCGGACAUUGUCCUGUUAAACUCUGUUUGGACCGUAACAAAAGUUUGAAAGAGAAGAAAGAAUAAGAAGAAGCGCUAACUGCAUAACCCAAAUAGUUUACAGCAGGGUGGCUAGCUGAGUGGUUAGAGCGCUGGACUUACAAUUCGGAGGCUCCGAGUUCACCUCCCGCCCUGACCGCUAACUGGAUUUGUUCACGGUAGUCCCGAGCUCAAAUUCUCGACCGCGCUUGUAAAUGGCCAGCUGAUUUGCCUCCGGCCAGUUAGGAUUCUUAACCCCGUUAUGUCUAGCACAAGUGCUGUAAAUGAUGCCAAGGGUAAAUAUUUAUUAAUUUAAGUUAAUUAUAUUUUGCAUCCUGUAUUCUUUUCUUCUCUUUGUUUACAGGCCGAUGAAGGGGACAGUGGAACUGACAGUCAAGGAUUCAGGCUUCAAACAUCCAAGAAAGGUUCUGCUGCAGUCGCCGGAUUCACUUUGAAGUUUUAA
Porites lobata is the source of this 10520-nucleotide messenger RNA. The record is from the annotation of a GenBank genome assembly. Lineage: Eukaryota; Metazoa; Cnidaria; Anthozoa; Scleractinia; Poritidae.